This is a messenger RNA of Sebastes umbrosus (honeycomb rockfish), 1104 nucleotides long. It is a transcript of the gene comtb, whose product is annotated as catechol-O-methyltransferase b. The record is from RefSeq and is a predicted model, not a curated record. The coding region runs from base 159 to 956 and encodes 265 amino acids. Gene Ontology annotation, molecular function: catechol O-methyltransferase activity. The transcript has 6 exons. Gene Ontology annotation, biological process: dopamine metabolic process; developmental process; catecholamine catabolic process. Lineage: Eukaryota; Metazoa; Chordata; Actinopteri; Perciformes; Sebastidae.
CAGAGCACCAAGAGGGGGAUGGAAAGAAGAGGAGGGAGGAGUUAGCAUAUAUCAAAAUAUUAUAUAUAUACGCAGUUCUGUCUGCUAGAAGACUGACAGAUUUUCCUCUAGCAGCCAGAGGAGGUGAGAAGAGGACAGGGAGCGCCACCUGCCCACACAUGAUGUGGCUGACUCUUCUUUACAGUUGCACCGGUGGAGCAGCUCUCCUGUACGCUCUGUACAGAUGGGUGAUCCCCACUGCUGUGCAGUAUCACGGAGGACUGGCGCUGAUGUGGCAUGAUGUCAUUGUGGAGUGGAUGCUGGACACGUUGACCCAGUCCACACGUCCUCAGCGUCUCCUGGGUGCAGUAAAGAAGAACGCCACUAGAGGGGACCCUCGUAGCGUGAUCCAGGCCAUCGAUCAGUUCUGCAGAACUAAGGAGUGGGCCAUGAAUGUGGGGGAUGAGAAAGGCUGCAUUCUUGACUCGGUGGUGUCUGAGGUGAACCCAUCCACUGUGUUGGAGCUGGGGACCUACUGUGGCUACUCCACGGUGCGGAUCGCCAGCCUGCUUCCCCCUCACGCCAAGCUCAUCACUCUUGAAUUCAACCCAGACUUUGCUGCGAUUGCUCGUCAAGUCAUCGCUUGGGCGGGAUUAGAGGACAAGAUCCAGUUAGUUGAAGGAGCGUCUGGUGACUGGAUCCCUAAAAUGAAGGAGCAGUUUGGGGUGAAAACAUUUGAUUUGGUUUUCCUGGAUCACUGGAAGGAUCGUUACCUUCCCGACACAAAGCUGAUAGAGGAGUGUGGCCUCCUCAGGAAAGGCAGCGUCCUGCUGGCCGACAACGUCAUCUGCCCCGGGACUCCGGAGUACCUGGAGUUUGUCCGGAGCAGCCCGCGGUACAAGAGCCAGUACUUCAAAUCUCACCUGGAGUACACCAAAGUGGAGGAUGGCUUGGAGAAGUCUGUCUUCUUGGGGUAGUUUUUAACAAAAAAAAGUGUCUUGUUUUUCACCGGUACUAGUCAACCUCAGACCUCUACUGUCUUGGGUUCACUGAGCAGAAGUUUAAUCUGUUUUUCUAAUAUGUAAUAGAGGCUAUUAACUUGAAAUUAAAAGUAAGGUGAAGGAA